Candoia aspera is the source of this 1426-nucleotide messenger RNA. It is a transcript of the gene TPGS1, whose product is annotated as tubulin polyglutamylase complex subunit 1. Bases 8 to 886 code for a protein of 292 amino acids. The record is from RefSeq and is a predicted model, not a curated record. Lineage: Eukaryota; Metazoa; Chordata; Lepidosauria; Squamata; Candoiidae. Gene Ontology annotation, molecular function: microtubule binding. Gene Ontology annotation, biological process: protein polyglutamylation. The transcript is spliced from 2 exons.
GCGAGAAAUGAUGCCCUCAACCAAGAUGGCGGCCAGCGAGAAGAGGCGUCCGGUCGCCGCCGCCGCGGGGACCGACCAGAACCGUCAGGCCUUGACGGCGAAUGGCGUCGCCGAGAGCGAGGCGGAGUUCCUCCUGCAGUCCGGCGUGACCGACAUGCUGCGAGAGGCUCUCUUGAAAGUGCUCGAAGCCCGGCCGGAGAAACCCGUCGACUUCCUGGCCGGCUAUUUCGAGAAGCUGAUGCAGAGCAGCCCAGAGGCGGCGACGGAGGCCUUGUCGGAUGCCGGGGACCCCCAGCGGCAGCUGUGCCUCGACCGGGCCUUGUGGUAUCUGGGCCUGGCCCACCAUUCCCACAGGACAGCCUUUAACAACAACGUCCACUCAGCCUAUGAAUCUCUCGGCGUGGGUGGGAAGUGCAAGAAGCCCGGGGUCGAUGGGAAGAUCUACAGCGAGCUGCUGAGACUGCUGUGCCAAGACAGGGGCGCGUCUGAAGAAACCGUGCAGCCUCUGCUGCAGAAGGUCUCGUGCCGAGACCACGAGGCAGUGCCCUUUGACAUCUUCCGCUACGGGGCCCUCACCUGUCUGAUCCUUCUAGAGUUCCUGGCCAAGGCCGACAGCCUCUACGAUGCCCUGGAUGGUGCCUCUGGAGAUGCAGACAGAAGGGUCUGCGCAGCCGUCCUGGAAACUCUUGAAGAAGCCCUCCACGGGGCUGAUGUCUCUCCUCCCACCCGAUAUUUGGAGGCCGGAGCCAAGCUCAGGCCGGACUGCUUGGCUGUGGUGAUGGACCGGGCGCUGGCAGAGAGGAAGGCCGGUGUGGCCAUGAAGAAGGCUGAGUUUCUCAAGAGGGCAUCCGCCAUCUUUGUUGCAAAGGUGAAGCCGAUUAACUGAGCCCUGGAGAGGAAGGGUUAGCCGUCUCUGCCUUCCUGGCUGGCAGUUGGCUUUAUCUGCGACGGGGCAGGGGGCCAGCGUGGAAAGGGACGCUGACUCAGUGUUUUCUGGGGGUGCAGGCAAGGGGGACCUCCAGAGGAGAAGAUUCAGUUUGCUCUCCACUGUUGGGUUCAAUAGGGCAGCUCCCAUCUAAGGAUGCCAAAAGGCCGGCCUGCCUCUUGUUACUUGUUUACUUAUUUAUUAUUGGUUUACUAUUAUUUAUUUACUUGUUUACUUAUUGGUUAGAUUUCCUUCAGGAGCUCAAGGCAACAGACUAGCCCUCCCUCCCUCCUAUAUUUCUCUGCAGUUACAACCUGGUGGGGUCGGUUCAGCUGGGCGGGAGAGGCUGUUCCAAAGUCACCCAGGGAGCUUCUGAAGUCUAGGGUGUUCUUUCCUGCAGGGGCUCGCCCCCCCUUCCCACUCUUUAGGCCAGCAAGUGCUUGGGCAAGCGUGGUCCGGGGGCAGUUGAGCCUCCUGUGGGAUGGGGUGGGGCUGUCUGCG